Phascolarctos cinereus (koala) is the source of this 7931-nucleotide messenger RNA. The record is from RefSeq and is a predicted model, not a curated record. Lineage: Eukaryota; Metazoa; Chordata; Mammalia; Diprotodontia; Phascolarctidae.
AGAAAAAAUCCUUUAGCAUCAAAUAUCCACUGCCCUGGACUUUUUCUUCCAUUCUUUCAGAGGUGUGGGGGCGAAGAAAAAGAGAGACCCAGCAUCGCCAGGUAGAAGUCACGGCCUGCCUUUCUGACAGGCUGCAUGUGGACAGUUGGUCUGAGAUGGCAGUUUUCAGACAGGGUGAUCAUGUGUGGGUGGAUUUGUCCUCCAACAACGUCCCCAUUGGUGCAGUUGUGAAGGAUAACACUAACCCUAAUAAAGUCUUGGUAGAAGAUGAUGAGGGAAAGGAAUGCUGGAUUGAAGCUCAGGACUUCAAAUGCCUCCAACUCAUGAACCUCAGUUCAGCUCAGGGGGUGGAAGACAUGAUCCUCCUGGGGGACCUGAAUGAAGCUAGUAUGGUGCACAAUAUUCUCAUCCGCUACCAGAAGCACAAAAUCUAUACUUACAUAGGUACAAUCUUGGUGGCUGUGAACCCUUAUCAGGUGCUGCCCAUCUACACUAUGGAACAGAUCCAGCUGUACUACAACCAGAGGAUAGGAGAACUGCCCCCUCACGUCUUUGCCGUCGCAGACAGCUGCUAUUUCAGUAUGAAGAAGAACAAGAGAGACCAGUGCUGCAUUAUCAGCGGCGAGUCAGGAGCUGGGAAGACAGAAACGACCAAACUGAUACUUCAAUUCUUAGCCAUCAUUAGCGGCCAGCAUUCUUCGAUUGAGCAGCAGGUCCUGGAGGCCAACCCUAUUUUGGAAGCCUUUGGCAAUGCCAAGACAAUUCGAAAUGACAACUCAAGCCGCUUUGGGAAAUACAUCGAAAUCCACUUCAACAAAAAUGGAGUGAUUGAAGGAGCCCAAAUAGAACAUUUCCUUCUAGAGAAGUCCCGAGUCUGCAGGCAGGCCCUGGAAGAAAGGAACUACCACAUCUUUUACUGCAUGUUAAUGGGGAUGAACGAGGAGCAAAAGAAGCUGCUGAGUUUGGGGACAAUCUCAGAGUACAACUACCUCACCAUGGGUCACUGCACAUCCUGCGAGGGUCGCAAUGAUGUCAAGGACUAUGCGUCCCUUCGCUCCGCUAUGAAGGUUCUUAUGUUCUCUGAUUCUGAAAACUGGGAUAUUAGCAAAUUGUUGGCAGCUAUUCUUCACCUGGGUAACGUGGAAUUUUCAGCUGCUAUUUCUGACAAUCUGGACUGCUCUGAUGUCGUUGAGACUCCACACUUCCUGGCUGCAGUUGAGUUACUGGAGGUGAAGGCUAUGGAGCUCCAGAUGUGUUUGACCAAUCACUACAUCAUCGUCCGUGGGGAAGGAGUCUUCCGACCACUGAACAUCCUCCAGGCCAGUGACCGACGAGAUGCUUUUGUCAAGGGAAUUUAUGGGCAUCUCUUCCUAUGGAUAGUCAACAAGAUCAAUGCUGCAAUCUUCAGGGAACCCUCCAAAGACCCUCAGAAUGUGCGCAGGUCCAUUGGCCUCCUGGACAUAUUUGGCUUUGAAAACUUUCAUACAAAUAGCUUUGAGCAACUCUGCAUCAACUUUGCCAAUGAGCAUCUCCAACAAUUCUUUGUCCGCCACAUCUUCAAAAUGGAGCAGGAAGAGUACCAUGCAGAGAACAUCGCCUGGAACUACAUUCAUUUCAAUGACAAUCGGCUCACUUUGGACCUACUGGCUCUCAAACCGAUGAACAUCAUCUCGUUGAUGGAUGAGGAGAGCAAAUUCCCUAAGGGCACAGACGCCACCAUGUUACAAAAAAUGAACCAUCUCCAUAGCAAUAACAAAAUAUAUGCGGCACCCAAGAACAUUCACGACAUGAAAUUUGGCAUUGUUCAUUUUGCUGGUUUAGUUCAUUAUCAGACUGAAGGUUUCUUGGAGAAGAAUCGUGAUGUUCUGAGUACUGAUAUCAUCAAACUAGUAUAUUCAUCUCAAAAUAAGUUCCUGAACCAAAUUUUCCAGUUGGAACCUUCCCAGAUCAAGCUACGCCAUGGUACCAUCCGUCUGGCUAGGUCUUCAGACUUACUGUCUACGAAUGCUGAUGUCACCAAACGCUUCUCUACCCUAGCAAGCCAGUUCAAGCAGUCCCUGGAUCAGCUGAUGAAAAUCCUAAACAGUUGCCAACCCUACUUUGUCCGCUGCAUCAAACCCAAUGAAUUCAAGAAACCCCUGCUCUUUGAUCGGGAGCUGUGUAUUCAGCAGCUACGGUACUCUGGCAUGAUGGAGACUGUGGAAAUAAGGAAAUCAGGCUAUCUCAUCCGCUACACCUUUGAAGAUUUCUUCCAGAGGUACAAGAUACUCCUACCUGCGGCUGCUCGAGUAGAGCUGCAGGACAAACCUCGUCAGGCCAGUCUGCGCAUCUUAGAAACCUGGCUAGGGAAAGAUGAAAACUGGAAAAUGGGGAGGACCAAAGUCUUCCUCAAGGAUUACCAAGAUACUCUAUUGGAGAAGCAGAUGAGCCAGGAGCUGCACAAGAAUGCUGUCACCAUACAGAAAGCCAUACGAGGAUACAAGUAUAGGAAGGAAUUUCUGAGUCAGAAGCAAGCAGCUGUGGCCCUUCAGGCAACAUGGAGAGGUUAUGCUUGCAGAAGAAAUUACAAGAUGAUCCUUUUGGGCUUUGAGCGGCUACAGGCUAUCAUUCGAAGGGGCCAAUUGACAAAACAAUAUAAUGCCAUGCGGGCCAAAGUUAUCCAGUUCCAGGCCCUUUGCCGAGGCUAUCUGAUUCGCCAGAAGGUUGCAGAGAAGAAACGGGCAGUGGUGGCAAUCCAGGCACAUGCAAGGGGAAUGAUUGCCCGCCAGAAUCUCAAGAGGAGAAGAACAGAGCACCAGAACAGACCUGAGACAAAGAAGCUUCAACUGGAAGAGAAGGAAGGUCUGAGGCUGAUUGUCAGGUCAAAGAAGGCAAAGGAAGAAGCCAGUCACCUCCAAAAGGAACAUCUGGCUGCCCUAGAGAAAGAAGAGGAAAGGAAGAACCAAAUGGUCCAACCAGCCAAGAAGCGUGAUUCAAUCUAUGACCCUGUCAAUGAUACUGAAAUGGUUGAGGAAGUAUUUGGCUUCCUCCCAAUGAUCAUAGGUGGCCAGAAAGGCCAGGCACCACAGGGAUUUGAGGAUCUGGAAACAACCACUGAGAAGUUGACUGAGGUAGACUUGGACACCAUCCCUAUGUCAGUGGAGCCUGAGGAAGACAUGGAUGACCUAGAUGAGUAUACUUUCCCCAAAUUUGCUGCUACCUACUUCCAGAAGGCUGCUACCCACACACACAUUCGCCGGCCCCUCCACCACUCAUUGCUCUACCAUGAAGAGGAUGAAAACUUCAAGAUUGCUCUAGUUAUAUGGAAGAUUAUCCUGCGAUUCAUGGGUGAAUUCCCUGAGCCCCAGCUAUUUGCCAAGAACACCAACCCCCAGGGCACAUCGGUAGCAAGACAAAUCCGAGACACUCUUGGUAAGAAGAAUAAUGCCCAGUUUGUGGUGGACAGCGUGCCAGAGAAGAAGUCCACUUGGAGGAAGAAGAGCAACAGAGACAUUUCCUCCAUGAAGCUGAAGCGUUCAUCCAGGUUGACAGGAGAGGUAGCAAGCAAGCUGAGCAGCGGAGAAGAAGCCUUUGAGGAAGAAAGCCCUAUCACAGAACGACCUAUGUCCAAUCUGGAAAAGGUCAACUUCAUCAUCAGAAAUGGCAUCCAGCAGCCCAGCCUCAGAGAUGAGAUCUACUGCCAAAUCUGCAAGCAGCUGUCUGAGAACUACAACAAGAACAGUUUUGCAAGAGGGUGGAUUCUACUGUGUCUUUGCCUCGGCUGCUUCCCCCCUUCAGAGAAGUUUAUGAAGUACCUGCUGAACUUCAUCAGCAGAGGCCCACCAGGCUACAGAUCCUUCUGUUCAGAGCGAUUGAGGCGUACCUAUGCCAAUGGAGUGAGGACUGAGCCUCCCAACUCGCUAGAGCUCCAGGCGGUCAAGUCCAAGACUCGUAUUCCUUUCAACGUCACCCUGAUGAAUGGGGAAAGCCUGACAAUUACAGCCGACUCUGCCUCUUCCUCCAGGGAAGUCUGCCAGCAUAUAGCUGAUAAACUACAGCUAAAGGAUCUCUUUGGAUUUUCCAUCUAUGUUGCCAUAUAUAACAAGGUCUGGUCAUUAGGUGGAGGGCGUGACCAUUUGAUGGAUGCCAUCUCCCAGUGUGAACAACUAACCAAGGAGAAGGGUGAGAAUGAACGCCUGUCCCCUUGGCGCUUCUUCUUCAGAAAAGAAAUCUUCACUCCAUGGCAUGACUUCAAGCAGGAUCCUGUCAGCACAGAACUCAUUUAUCACCAGAUUAUCCGAGGAUUCCGGUUUGGAGAGUACCGCUUGGAGAAGGAGGAGGACCUGGUGGAGGUAGUAGCCAAACACUGCUACAUUGAAUUUGGGAGCUUCAUCCAGAGCAGUGACAUCCAGAAGACCCUUCCUGCCUGCAUCCCUGGGAGGGUGCUCAAGACAAAGUCACAGGAACAGUGGGUCAACCUCGUGACUGCAGCCUGUGCAAAGGCUCCCUACAUCCAAAAUCGCUCCUCUCCACUAUUGGUAAAGGAAGAAAUUGUGACUAUGGUUUGUUUUCAAUGGCCUCUACUAUUCUCCAAGUUUUUUGAAGUUACCAAAGUUUCAGGGCCCAGCCUGCACAAGACUCAGCUGAUUUUGGCCAUCAACUGGAAAGGUAUCUGCUUCCUCGACAAAUCAGAGAAUAAACUUUUGGACCUAACUUUCCCUGAGAUUACUGGCAUAGCCACCAACAGGGCACCUCAGGUAUUUAAGCAGAAUUUCACACUGUCCACCCUGUAUGCUGAGGAGUAUGUGUUUACCUCCAGCGAGAGCGUGGCUAUCGCCGAGCUAGUGGCCAUGUUCCUGGAGGGUCUGAAGAAGAGAUCGAUCUUUGCUAUGGCCUUAACAGAUAAGAAAUCCACAGAUGACCCCACCAUCCUGAUGUAUAGAAGAGGAGACUUGUUGAUCCUGACUGAAGGUGAAGGGCUAGUGCCCAAUGACAACUGGAUCCUGGCCCAGAAUGAUAGGAUGGGCAAGAUGGGAGCAGUAUCCACUGAAAGCAUCUAUAUCAUCCCCACUGUCGUGAAGCCUACCCCCAAGAUGAUGAGUCUGUUGGCAACGUCCCCUGAGGAUCGGAAGCUGGCCACCCAGAACACACAGCCACAAGAACAUGCAGAAGAAGAGUCGAAGGAAAAGCCAUUCACACUAGAGGAGUACUCCUAUGAAUACUUCAGGCCCCCCGAAAAGGAGACUAUCAACCCAGUCAUGUUCCCCAAGGCAAGGGGUAAGAGCCAGCUGUGGGAGCAUUCCUGGGAGCCCCUCAAACAGCCGCUACUGAAGAGAGUCCAUGCCAAUGUGGACCUUCGGGACAUCGCCUGCCAGACCUUUGCUGCCAUCUUGAAGUAUAUGGGAGACUACCCAUCCAAACAGUCCGGGGAUACCAUGAAGCUCACCGAUCAGAUCUUCGCAGCUGCUGUCCAGGAGGCCAUAUUGAGGGAUGAAGUGUACUGCCAGAUCAUGAAGCAACUGACGAACAACACUAACCGUUACAGCUUGGAGCGUGGUUGGCAACUUCUCUGGCUCUGCACCGGCCUCUUCCCACCCAGUAAAACACUGCUGCCACACACCCAGAAGUUCAUCGAGUCAAGGAGGAAGAAGCAACACAUUGCACCUGAUUGCAGCAGAAGGAUUCAAAAGGUGAUGAGGACUGGCCCCCGGAAGUAUCCCCCUCACCAUGCAGAAGUGGAGGCCAUUCAGCAAAACAUCACCAAGAUCUGCCACAAGGUUUACUUCCCCAAUGACACAGAUGAGAUCUUUGAAGUUGGAGCCAACACAAAGGUUCAGGACCUGUGUCAAAACAUCAGCACUCACCUGCAACUGAGCUCCUGGGAGGGUUGUAGCCUAUUUGUCAGGAUUUCAGACAAGGUCAUUAGCCAAAAUGAAAAAGACUACUUCUUUGAUUCCUUAAGGCAGGUGUCUGACUGGAUGAAAAAGACCAAGCCUGCAAGAGAAGGGGCAGCAGUAACCCUGUAUUACCAUGUGUACUUCAUGAGAAAACUCUGGUUGAAUGUCUUCCCUGGGAAAGACUUGAAUGCUGACACCAUCCUUCACUAUCAUCAGGAGCUGCCCAAAUACCUGCGUGGAUUCCACAAGUGCUCCAGGGAGGAUGCCAUCCAGCUCGCAGGCCUCAUUUACAAAGUCCAGUUUGACAAUGACAGGUCCCAGCUAGCCACUGUCUCCAGGAUCCUGAAAGAAUUGGUGCCUGAGAACAUGAUCCAACUGAUGUCUUCAGAGGAAUGGAAAAAGAACAUCUUUGCCGCUUACAGUAAGAGUGAAGAGAAGACAGUGGAUGAAGCCAAGGUGGCCUUCCUGAGGCUGAUUUACCGGUGGCCCACCUUUGGGUCAGCCUUCUUCGAGGUGAAGCAAAGCUCAGAGCCCACUUACCCAGAGGUCAUCCUCAUUGCUAUCAACAAGCAUGGACUGCAGCUCAUCCACCCCAAGACCAAGGAGCUCCUAAAUACCUACCCCUUUACAAAAAUCUCCAGCUGGAGCAGUGGUAGCACUUAUUUCCACCUGGUGCUUGGGAACCUCAUGAGGGGGAAUCGGCUGCUGUGUGAGACCUCCCUGGGCUAUAAGAUGGAUGACCUACUGACAUCCUAUGUGCAGCUGCUCCUGUGUUCGGUGAACAGACAGAAGAAUCUCUGAACCUUAGACUGAGGUGGCACAUUGGCUGAGGUCACAGCUACCCAUCCACCUGCUGAAUGGACAGGAACUCUCAUCUCCACAGAGAAAGGCAAGGCUGCCACCUGUUUUACCUCUCACUUCUCCAGUUUCCUCAUCCUGGAAUGGACUGAGCUCAGCCAGAGCAUUAACUAGGAAUUUUUGCACCAGGGCAAGCAACACGUAGUGUGAAGCAUAUCCUUAGUUUGUGAUUGAGGGUGGAGGUGGAAUGAGGAAUGUCAAGAGUCUACCCCAUGGAUGGUGGGAAGACAUCCAGCACCCACUUGGGUAUCCAGUAGAGUCAGGUUGCUGCUGGGGAGGUCACUACCCACCAUCUGGUAGCUUCCUAGUAUCCAAAAUAGAAUUAAUUAUCCCCACACACACAACACCCAACUGUCCUCCAAAUUUACCUAUUUCUCUUGAGGACAUAACCAUCUUUCUAGUUACCCCAAUUUACAACCUCAGAAUCAUCUUCACUUCUUCCUUCUCAUUUUUCCCCAUAUCCAAUCAGUCACCGUGACUUUUUGAUUCUACCUCCACAAAGUCUCUCUCAUUUAUCCACCUCAAGUAACCACCAGCCUAGUUGCAGCCCUUAUAGCCUCUUACCUGAACUAUUGAAAUAGUUUCCUUAGGGUACUGUUUCUAGUAUCUCCUCUCUCUAAUCCAUCUUACCAAAAUAAUUUUCAUGAAGAACAGAUCUAACUACUUCAUUCCCUUGAUUAGAAAUCUUUAGUGGCUCCCUAUUGCCUCUAGGAUAAAAUAACAAACUCCCCACAUUAAUAUUUAAAGCCUUUCACAGUCUGGUUCCAGCCUGCCUUUCCAGACUUAUUUCACAUUAUUCUCUUUCUAUGAACUCUUAUGUUCCAGCCAAUAUGUUCCCUUAGUUUAGAAUUCCAUCAGCCACUUCCAGGCCUGUCUUUGCCAGAGCUGCCCCCAUCUCCUGGAAUAUACUUUCUCCUUACAUGUCCCUCCUAGAAUCCUUAUCAUUCUUCAGGCUUCAAUAUAGGAACAUUACUAAUGGUGGUAUUUCCUGAUGCCCUCCACCAGGAGAUAAUGUACUCUAUCCCUCCAAAAGUGAUCUUGUAUUUACUAUAUAACUAUUAAAUCACCCAGUAAAAUGUAAUCUCCUUGAGGGUAUGACUGUUUUUCGUUUUGUUUUUGUGUCUCCAAGACCUAAUAAAGUGCAUUCAAGCUGUAGGCACUUGAUGCCUAACUGAAUUAAAUUUAAAUGAAUGAUAA